AUGGCUUCAAAGUUGGCUGUUGAUGCGAUAGAAACAUCUACAAAGGUCCAUUUCUCGGGGUUUCAUUUAGAUUCAGCUAGAUCAAACCAUAUGGCUGCCUCAGCUGAAGAAGAAGAAGAAGAACAACAACAUGGACAGCCUUUUGUAAUCGGAGUUGCUGGAGGAGCAGCAUCCGGGAAAACAACUGUCUGCGAUAUGAUUAUGCAGCAACUUCAUGAUCAGAGAGCCGUUGUUGUUAACCAGGAUUCUUUCUACCAUAAUGUAAACGAAAAGGAGCUUGCAAGAGUUCAUGACUACAAUUUUGACCAUCCUGACGCUUUUGAUACGGAGCAACUAUUGUGUUCAAUGGAGAAGUUAAGAAAAGGGCAAGCAGUAGAUAUCCCCAACUACGACUUCAAAAGUUACAAAAACAACGUCUUCCCACCAAGAAGGGUGAAUCCUUCUGAUGUUAUAAUUCUAGAAGGGAUACUCAUUUUCCACGACCCUCGUGUGCGAGAUUUGAUGAACAUGAAGAUCUUUGUAGACGCAGAUGCUGAUGUGCGUUUGGCGAGAAGGAUUAAACGCGAUACUGUUGAGAAGGGCAGAGAUAUAGCCACUGUUCUUGACCAGUACUCAAAGUUUGUGAAGCCAGCAUUUGAGGAUUUCAUACUCCCAACAAAGAAGUACGCAGAUAUAAUAAUCCCCCGUGGUGGUGAUAAUCAUGUUGCUAUUGAUUUGAUUGUGCAACACAUUCGCACUAAGCUCGGUCAACAUGAUCUCUGUAAAAUAUAUCCUAAUCUUUACGUCAUUCAAUCAACUUUUCAGAUACGUGGGAUGCACACUCUAAUCAGAGACUCCAAAACAACAAAGCAUGACUUCAUCUUCUACUCUGAUCGAUUGAUUCGUUUGGUUGUUGAGCAUGGCCUAGGGCACCUUCCCUUUACAGAAAAGCAAGUGGUCACUCCCACAGGAUCUGUGUAUUCGGGGGUGGACUUCUGUAAGAGGCUGUGUGGUGUGUCGGUUAUCAGAAGCGGUGAGAGUAUGGAGAAUGCUCUAAGAGCAUGCUGCAAAGGCAUCAAGCUUGGGAAGAUUUUGAUUCACAGAGAAGGCGACAACGGUCAGCAGCUUAGAUACGAGAAGCUACCCUCAGACAUUUCGGAAAGGCAUGUGCUUUUGCUGGACCCAAUCCUUGGGACAGGAAACUCGGCGGUGCAAGCGAUAAGACUGCUGAUAAGUAAAGGAGUACCUGAAUCCAACAUCAUAUUUCUCAAUCUCAUAUCUGCACCGCAAGGAGUAAAUGUGGUGUGCAAAAGGUUCCCGAGGAUUAAGAUUGUGACAUCUGAGAUAGAACUGGGUUUAAACGACGAGUUCAGAGUUGUUCCUGGUAUGGGCGAGUUUGGAGACCGCUAUUUUGGCACUGAUGAUGAGUGAGUGAGAGAGUGAGAGAAAGAGAACACUCUCGAGAAUCUUUGAGUUGAAAGUUUUGGAAUUCUUUGAUAAUUUUGUUUUUGGUUUUGAGCUGUUUAGUAUCGGAUUCACACACAUAUCACAUGUAUACCAACCAGACACAAAAUUUUCCACUUGAAUUUAUGAAGAAGAAGCCUUUAUCUUGAUAGAGAGGUCUCAAACAGAGUUAAAUAAAUGUUA
Molecule: messenger RNA, 1626 nt
Organism: Brassica rapa (field mustard)
Lineage: Eukaryota; Viridiplantae; Streptophyta; Magnoliopsida; Brassicales; Brassicaceae
Product: uridine kinase-like protein 3
Molecular function (GO): ATP binding; kinase activity
Source: RefSeq, a predicted model, not a curated record